This is a messenger RNA of Prunus avium (sweet cherry), 624 nucleotides long. The record is from RefSeq and is a predicted model, not a curated record. NCBI's taxonomy places the organism in Eukaryota, Viridiplantae, Streptophyta, Magnoliopsida, Rosales, Rosaceae.
ACAGUCUGGAACUUAGCGUACCAAAUCACUGCCCCAAAAAGAGCCAGAGAUCUUCUAACAACACAACCCAGGGUACAACGAGGGACUGUGUUUGCAACCUCGAAAAAAGUUGGGAAUCAAUUUCUCUCAUUUUCCACUUCUUCUUCUUCCUCCUCUUGUUGCAGAGCCAGAAAGUAGAGAGAGAAAGCCACAAUUUUUGGAGAGAGAAAGAGAGCGAGAAGAAUGUCUUUAACGGGUGUGAAAAUGUCCGAGGACGUUUGGUUGACAUGUCUCACUCAUGCAUUGUCCACCGAGACCGAGGAGAUCAUGGGCCUCCUUCUUGGUGAUAUUGAGAACUCUGUAAAUGGGGGUGUGACUGCACUAAUUUGGGGAGCAUCACCUCAAACACGAUCUGAUCGGAGGAAGGACCGUGUGGAGACUAAUCCUGAGCAGUUGGCUGCUGCAUCAGCCCAGGCCGAAAGAAUGACAACGUCAACAGGAAGAACAACUAGGGUGAUUGGGUGGUACCAUUCACAUCCUCAUAUUACGGUUCUUCCUUCCCAUGUUGGUGAGUGUUAUGUAAUUACCCCUGCUUUCUGUCAUUAUCACGUUCAUUCUUCAAUUUCAUGAGGUCGGGCUAUUAUA